Guyanagaster necrorhizus is the source of this 258-nucleotide messenger RNA. RefSeq lists its product as uncharacterized. Bases 1 to 258 code for a protein of 85 amino acids. NCBI's taxonomy places the organism in Eukaryota, Fungi, Basidiomycota, Agaricomycetes, Agaricales, Physalacriaceae. The transcript is spliced from 4 exons. The record is from RefSeq and is a predicted model, not a curated record.
AUGUCUUGUCUGUAUCCUCUUGGAAUUUCUAGUGCGGCGCGACACCUAUCACCUUCCGAGUCCCUUCCACGAAUGGCUGACUCGAACGAAGCCCCGACUGGCCGCGCUUUUCGGGAGAAUUUCGUCCUUGUGAACCAGUCGACUCUACGAUUCUUGAGACUGUCUCACGAACGGUCGGUUCGGGUCGUAUGCGGAACUGCCGGUUCUGUUAUGAGUACAUUUGAAAAUGAAUUCGUCUACAGGUAUACAGAUAUCUAG